AGAACUGAGUGUACGAGGGUUUGGAUUCUUUUGAGUUUUGACAAUUUAAACCACAGGCAUUAGGGUUUUACUCAAGGGCACAAGGCCCUGUCCCGUUCUGGUAAUUUUGUAAAAUGUUGGGUUAGCUUGUGGAGAGCCUUUUGGUGGUAGGGAGAAAGAAACCCCACACGCACACACACCCCACUCCUGUCUCUGGCUUUUUCCUGGCAGCAUUUUGGUGUGGAAUGCAAGGGUAAUUGAAGUGGGGUUCCUAAAAACAAAUCUCCUAAUAGUAGAUCUGUUUUUUCUGUGGUCAUACAUGAUCUUGGGUUCUCGUCUGCUUUUAGAAUUUUGAUAGCUGGUUCUCAAUUCAUGAGAUGUUAAGUUUUCUGAGUUUCUUCAUUUUGAGAUCUCUCUCUGGGGUCUGAAACAUGUCUUGUUCCUAUUAAGCUUCUAGUAUAUUUUUUUUCCCUUUUGUAUUGAGCAUAUAAUUAACACUUUGUCCUUUUGAGUGGACAAUAUGGCAAAAUUUUCCCGUUGGUGGGGAAAAGACACAAGGAAGGGAACACCAGUGGUAGUUACAAUGGAAAACCCCAAUUUCUCAGUACUAGAAAUUGAUGGGCCUGAUGCCGCUUUUCGGCCGGUGGACAAAGAUAGAGGGAAGAAUGCCAAACAGUUCACAUGGGUUUUACUUCUGAAAGCACAUCAAGCCGUGGGUUGCCUUUCUUGGAUUGGUAAUUUCCUCUGGGCAUUACUCGUUACUAUCAAGAAAAGGUUGAUACUAGGCCAAGGUGUGGGAAUGGAGAGUGAGAAAUCUAAGGGAAAGUUACUGUUGAGGAUCAUUUUGGGAUUCUUAGUGACUGCUUUGGCAUUUCUGGGGUUUGAAGUGGUUGCCCACUUCAAUGACUGGCAUUAUUUCCAAAACCACAAUUUGCACAUCCCACAAACUUGGGAGAUUCAAGGAUGGAUGCACAAGCUGUAUGUGGGUUGGUUGGGAUUUCGUGCCGACUAUGUUGCUCCUCCAAUUCAGUCUGUUUCUAACUUCUGUGUUGUUCUCUUCCUGAUUCAAUCUGCCGACAGGCUGAUUCUUUGUCUUGGUUGCUUCUGGAUCAAGUUCAAAAAGAUCAAGCCACGAAUUCAAGGAGAUCCGUUUAAUUCGGAAGAUUUGGAGGGUUCUGGAUAUGACUAUCCCAUGGUUCUUAUCCAGAUUCCAAUGUGUAACGAGAAGGAGGUGUACGAACAAUCUAUCUCAGCCGUAUGCCAAAUGGAUUGGCCGAAAGACCAUUUGUUGAUACAAGUUCUUGAUGACUCUGAUGAUCAAAGCAUUCAGUUGUUAAUCGAGGGUGAGGUUUUAAGAUGGAGCCAAAAGGGUGUCAAUAUUAUCUAUCGCCAUCGUUUGGUUAGAACUGGCUAUAAAGCUGGAAAUCUUAAAUCUGCUAUGAAUUGUGAUUACGUCAAGCAAUAUGAAUUCGUUGCAAUCUUUGAUGCUGAUUUCCAACCAAAUCCGGAUUUCCUUAAGCUUACAGUUCCGCAUUUUAAGGACAACCCCGAACUUGGUUUAGUUCAGGCUAGGUGGUCCUUUGUGAACAAGGAUGAAAAUCUGUUGACGCGAUUGCAAAACAUUAAUUUGUGCUUUCACUUCGAAGUGGAGCAGCAGGUUAAUGGAGUGUACCUCAACUUCUUUGGUUUCAAUGGGACUGCUGGUGUGUGGAGAAUCAAAGCACUAGAGGACUCUGGUGGUUGGCUUGAGAGGACAACAGUGGAGGAUAUGGACAUAGCGGUUCGUGCUCAUCUCAAUGGCUGGAAAUUCAUUUUCCUUAAUGACGUCAGGGCACUUUGCGAGGUUCCCGAAUCUUAUGAAGCUUACAAGAAACAGCAACAUCGUUGGCAUUCUGGUCCAAUGCAACUCUUUCGGUUUUGCCUUCCUGCCAUCAUAACUUCCAAGAUAUCAUUUUGGAAGAAAUCAAACUUAAUCCUACUAUUCUUUUUGCUGAGGAAACUCAUUCUCCCAUUCUAUUCAUUCACAUUGUUUUGCAUCAUUCUUCCGUUAACCAUGUUCGUCCCUGAAGCUGAGCUACCCUCAUGGGUUAUUUGUUACGUUCCCGUAUUCAUGUCAUUCCUAAGCAUUCUCCCUGCACCAAGAUCCAUCCCAUUUAUAGCCCCUUACCUUCUAUUCGAAAACACCAUGUCUGUGACCAAAUUCCAUGCCAUGGUCUCUGGACUGUUUCAAUUAGGAAGCUCGUAUGAAUGGGUUGUCACAAAAAAGGCCGGCCGGGCAUCAGAGCCAGACCUUUUGGCUGCGGAAGAAAGGGAAUCUAAGGCAAUGAAUCACCUACCACUUCAUAGGGGUGUUUCUGAGAGCGGGCUUUCUGAGCUCAACAAAUUUAAAGAACAUCAAGAAUCAGGUUCGAAACCUCCUGCGAAGAAGAUGAACAAGAUAUACAAGAAGGAGCUUGCUUUGGCCUUCUUACUACUUACUGCUGCACUUAGGAGCCUUUUAUCAGCUCAAGGGGUACAUUUCUACUUCUUACUAUUCCAAGGUGUGUCAUUCCUCCUUGUGGGUCUUGACCUUAUCGGUGAACAAGUAAGCUGAGGGGGGGGGGAACCCAUAAAUUAUUAAUUGAAGAAAAAAAGAUGGACUCUUUGCAUUUUUUAGAGUGUUCCAAUCAAUCAUUGCCUUUGUGGCGGCAGCAGGUGACCUGGGAAAUAUGUUUAAAUUCUUCCCACAAAAAGUCAAAUCAUAUAGAAUUAUUUUUCGUCUUCUUGAUAGUAGAUGGUUUUCCUUGUUCCUUUGCUAUAGUUUUUGGGGGUUAAUUAUGACCUAGGCCAAUCUUCAACAUUGUACCAUCAUCAUCACCACAUAAAUCUUGUUUCUCUUCCUUCCGCUUCUUUUGGUUCUUUAAAUUAUUGUUGUUGUUGUUGUUUGUUAUUCAUAUGUACGUAAGACCAGAGGAGAGGGUCUUUCUUCAUUCAUUGUAUUCUAGCUUGGGCGUGGUUUUCCCGUCAUGUACUUAAACAAACCGUCAAAAUUAGCUUUAUGUUGUGUGCCAAAAUUAGAGCGCAUGUUACCAUCUGUAAAUGUGCUCCAGUUAAUUAAAAUCCCAUUUGAUUGGUCCUC
Molecule: messenger RNA, 3097 nt
Organism: Rhododendron vialii
Lineage: Eukaryota; Viridiplantae; Streptophyta; Magnoliopsida; Ericales; Ericaceae
Product: probable xyloglucan glycosyltransferase 5
Exons: 5
Coding region: 500-2572 (690 amino acids)
Cellular component (GO): Golgi apparatus
Molecular function (GO): glycosyltransferase activity
Source: RefSeq, a predicted model, not a curated record